GAUGAAGACUCCUAUGCCCGGCGUCUGCCUCCCACGACACGUUCGCCGGGUGGUGCCACUGUUUUUGGCCGUCUUUUGCCUCGUGUUUUAUCUUUCCAUUACUGGCACGUUUGGGGAGCUCCGUGGUCUCUCGCGACCCCCUAGCAAGUGCAAAUUCUUCCCCCGCAAGAUCUGGCAGUCGUGGAAGGUCAAUCCGUUUGAAUUUGAAGAACGCGAUUUGACGGUGGCCCGUAGUUGGACGUCCACCAAUCCGGGGUACCGCUACGAGGUGCUGACCGAUCAGAAUGACCUGCAUUAUGUCGAGACGAACUUUGGGCCGGAUGGGUUUGAUCGUCCGGACAUUGUCGAUACCUAUCGCUCCUUGACUGCCAAGAUCAUCAAGGCUGAUCUCCUCCGCUAUCUUGUCAUGUAUGUGGAUGGUGGAGUGUAUGCCGACAUUGAUGUCGAAGCCCUCCGACCUCUGGAGCGGUUUAUUCCAGAACGCUUCGACGAACAAGACAUGGACCUGAUCAUCGGGGUGGAGAUUGACGAGCCUGACUUCAACGACCAUGCCAUUCUCGGGCAAAAGUCGCAGUCCUUCUGCCAGUGGACGUUCAUCAGCAAGCCCCGGCAGCCCGUAAUGAUGCGGCUGGUGGACCAUAUCCUUGAAUGGCUGCACGAUCAUUCCGUCAAGCAGGGUAAGCCCAUCUCCGAACUCGAGCUCGACUUUGACGACAUCAUCAGCGGGACGGGACCGUCAGCCUUUACGGGUGCUGUCUUAGCGGAGAUGAGUUACCGCACCGGUCAGGAGGUGACAUGGAAAACCUUCCACGACAUUCCCGAAUCCAAACUCGUCGGUGGAAUACUCGUGCUCACCGUUGAGGCAUUCGCAGCAGGCCAGGGACAUUCCGACUCGGGCAACCACAACGCCCGGUCGGCAUUGGUGAAGCAUCACUACCACGCGUCUGGCUGGCCCAACAACCACCCCCGGUAUAACCACCCGGUGUAUGGCGAGGUGGAGCAGUGCAACUGGAACAAGCAAUGUGUGGCGGAGUGGGAUGCCAACACAGCGGCGUUUGCAGCCAUGUCACCAGAGGAACAAGCCCAGCAGAUUGCCAUGAAGCAGGCAUCGGAUGCGGAGGCGGCAGAGUUGGCUGCAUUGGACGAGAUGAAUGAUCUGGAUCUGGGGCUGUCUAUCGAGUGAAAAACUAGGAGGGAAAAUAGAGAGAGUCUCAACUGGAGGACACGAGGUUAUGUCCCGGAGUCCGGUGCUGGUGGCAGUCAAGGUCUGUUACUAUGGUUUGGCGCAUGAUUUGGCU
Messenger RNA from Aspergillus sclerotioniger CBS 115572, 1298 nucleotides. Its product is annotated as glycosyltransferase family 32 protein. The record is from RefSeq and is a predicted model, not a curated record. The annotation marks the transcript as partial. The transcript has a single exon. NCBI's taxonomy places the organism in Eukaryota, Fungi, Ascomycota, Eurotiomycetes, Eurotiales, Aspergillaceae. Gene Ontology annotation, molecular function: alpha-1,6-mannosyltransferase activity. Gene Ontology annotation, biological process: protein N-linked glycosylation. Gene Ontology annotation, cellular component: mannan polymerase complex.